Molecule: messenger RNA, 261 nt
Organism: Tilletiopsis washingtonensis
Lineage: Eukaryota; Fungi; Basidiomycota; Exobasidiomycetes; Entylomatales
Exons: 4
Coding region: 1-261 (86 amino acids)
Source: RefSeq, a predicted model, not a curated record
AUGCCCGUUCCCUGGGAAGCCUUCAUCCCCAUGGGCCUCGUCGUCGUCAUGUUCGGCGUCACCGGCACCGGCUUCAACCUCGCCAAGCGCAUGACCAACGACGGCAAGCCGCAGCGCCACUCCGUCGACGACUGGGACGACAUGAUGAUGCGCCGCGACCAGCGCCUCACGGGCAGCUUGCGAGGGCAGGCGACGGAUCCGAUAGCCAAGCCCGAGUUCGCGACAUCAAGCGUGUGGAACACCGAGAAGCACAACAUCUGA